Molecule: messenger RNA, 1206 nt
Organism: Prunus armeniaca (apricot)
Lineage: Eukaryota; Viridiplantae; Streptophyta; Magnoliopsida; Rosales; Rosaceae
Source: the annotation of a GenBank genome assembly
AUGUCUCCAAUCUAUGCCUACCUUUCAGCCGGAACCAUUCCUACCGAUAAGUCCCAAGCUCGAAAACUUCGCUACCGAUUGGCAAGAUACACAGUCAUCAACGAUGUUCUGUACAAACGGGGCUACACGACGCCGUAUUUAAAAUGCCUGACCAAGGAGCAGGGGGACUACAUCCUUCGGGAGGUCCACAGCGGAAUCUGCGGCGACCAUUCUGGAUCCCGAUCGCUCGCACACAAGGUCUUCCGGCAGGGUUAUUUCUGGCCGACUCUGCACCAGGAUGCGAACAAUCUAGUCAAGAGGUGUGACAAAUGCCAGCGGUUCGGUAGUGUCCCUCAUAUUCCUGCCGAGCCACUGUCACCGAUCGUGAGCCCAUGGCCGUUCGCCCAGUGGGGACUAGAUCUAAUUGGUCCGAUGGCAGAGGGCAAGGGUCAGGUCAAAUACGCUGUUGUUGCCGUGGACUACUUUACCAAGUGGGUAGAAGCCAAAGCCCUAGCGACAAUAACGGCAGCCAGAGUCGAAGAUUUCGUUUGGAUGAAUAUUUGCUGCCGAUUCGACAUCCCCUACGCCAUCGUCACGGAUAACGGCAAGCAGUUUGAUUCGGAAGUCUUUAGGGAAUUCUGCACUCGACUCAAGAUCAACCUAUUCUUUGCUUCGCCAGCACACCCCCAAUCGAACGGACAGGUCGAAGCCAUGAACAAAAUUGUGAAGAAGCUGUUGAAACGGCAGCUUGACAAAGCCAAAGGAGCCUGGCCGGAAAAGCUUCCGAAAGUGCUAUGGGCCAUCCGGACAUCCUACCGAACGGCAACUAGGGAAACACCAUUCUCUAUGGCUUUCGGUUCAGAGGAAGUAGUCCCAGUAGAAAUUGGAGAGCCCUCCUACCGAACGGAAACCGUCGCACCGAAGGCAAAUGAGGAAGCACUCGCUUUGAGCCUCGACCUGCUCGAAGAACGCCGAGCACGAGCCAACCUUCGGAACGAAGCUUACAAGCAACGCGUCUCUCGGUACUAUGACUCCAGGGUCAGAUCCCGCUCCUUCCGAAUCGGAGAUUGGGUCAUGCGGAAAGUCUCUUUGGCAACCAAGAAUCCCACGGAAGGAACCUCGGACCUUCCUGGGAGGGACUCUACGAAAUCAUCGGUAUCCAGCGAUCGGGGACUUAUCGACUCAGAGACUCCAACGGAAAGACCCUCGGUCAUCCUUGGAACGUAG